GGUGCAGCAUCACACGAGAUCAGAUUCGGGUGUGACUGCGAGUCAGUCCUGUGCAGGUCGAAUCUAAAUAUCUGCUGUUGUGAUUAAAUUUAUUUUUAUACUUCAGGUUUAAUAGUUUAUAAUAAUCAGGAAAUGUGUUACAGGUGUGAAAUAUAACUCAAAAGUGUAUUCAAAAUUCAUUAUUAAUGCUUCGUCAAACUAAAACCAGUAGAAAUGCACCGCGAAACGAACCCAAGUUAUCACCGGGCUCCUGUGCCUCAUCCACGGUAUGGACCUCCACCCGGAACCGCGCCUCCUUUUCCAGGCCCAUUUAACAGCCCGAACUUCCCGAACCUUGUGUCUUACCCCAGACCAGUUCCUCCUCCAGUAUACCAGAACUUCAGCUCCGAGACUCAUUAUCAGACAGUAGCUCCUCCAAAUCAGUUUCCUGCAGGAUGGACACUUCAGGAGGACGAACUGCAGAAUCUGGAGGUGAAGAAGAAAGCUGAAGAAUUUCUGCGCAUCCUGGAAGCAAAAGAUCGCCUUGAUAUUUCCAGCGAAUCAGGAGACAAGAGCACGAGACGUCCGAGCGCAGACCCUGAAGCUGAAAGACGCAGUUCAGAGAAGCACUCAAGGGGCCGAAGCCGGAGUAGAGGGAAGAGCCGAGGAAAGAGCCGUGGGAGGAGCCGUGGGAAGAGCCGAGGAAAGAGCCGUGGGAGGAGCCGUGGGAGGAGCCGAGGGAAGAGUCGAGAGAGAAGCCGUGGGAGGAGCCGAGGGAAGAGUCAAGAGAGAAGCCGAGGGAGGAGCCGAGGGAAGAGCCGAGGGAAGAGCCAAGCUCGCAGUAGAGGGAGGAGUCGAGGUCAGAGCAGAAGCAGGAGUCGAGGGAAAAGCUGCAACAGAGCAAAGAGCCAGCCUCGCCAUCGCAGCCGCAGCAGGGGACGGAGCUUUACCAGGAGUGAAAGCCAACCUCGGCUCCCAAAAGGAUCUCAAGAAGAAGCUCCUGCAUCAGUCAGAGGGACAGUCUCAGACCUCUUCCAGAACCUGAAACAAGUUCUACAGAGCAGAGAGCUCAGUGUGGUGAAGAACACCAUCAUGAUCAACCAGGCUCAGGAUGACAUUAGAAGAACUUCACAGAACCUUUCUGAACCUCAGACGGAGUCCCCUGAAGCCGCCCGAGCUGCUCACUCCGUGCUUCCUCACGAGCGAGUGGGCGGAGCCGACAGAGCCUUAUCUUGGAUCUCAUCCUGGAAUGAUCCGGGGCAAAAAAACGAAGCGUUUCAGAAUAAACCCGUCUUCUCCAGCAUCGAGGAUGAGGAGGAGUUUCUCUACGGAGAUGAAGAAGGGAGGAAAAAACCCCAAGCCGUCACUGUCCCUCUCGCCCAAACCAGACCUGCCGAAAAUCCCACCUCGUCUCCCUGUCUCUCCAAACCACCCGUCCUUCAGGAGCACAAAGGCCAAGCCGCGACCUCCACGCGACCCACGAAUCUGGACAUGUCGGCAGAGAACUGCGAGAGGUUAAAGAACCUGCUGAACAACAUCAGGCUGAACCUGAGUCCAGCUGACAUCAGCAACUUGGUGACCAGACUGAAGCAAAAGCAGGAGGAGCAAAGAGGUGCGAUCUCGAACACGUCUCUCAGAGCGACGCUGGAGACAACGCUAAAACACCAUAAAGUGCAGGAGUCUGAUGAAAGGCAGGGUGUCCGAUCCGAAAGCAGCCUUUCCCACAGAGACAAGAAGAGUGAGGAGAAAGAGAAGGAGCAGAGAGAGAAACAGAUCCAGAAGAAGAGGAAGGAGUACCUGGUGAAGGAGCUGGAGGGCCUGCUUAAGCAUGAAGGUUCGGGUGAUUUGAUCCCUGUGAUUGGAUUCUUCUGUCAGCGCUGCGAGGAGUUUUUCGGAGACCUGAGGAGCGCUGAGGGACACAAGCACACAACCACCCCCCCGGUUUACACACUAAACACCAACACCACCAAUACCGCUCGGAUACUGGUGUCUAAUCUAAUUCUUACAUCUUUAUUUCAUUAUUAGAGAUCCUAAUAGUGGUGUCUAAUCUAAUUCUUACAUCUUUACUGCAUUAUUAUGUCUCUGAUAUUGGUGUCUAAUUUAGUUGUCAUGCCUUUACUGCAUUAUUAUACCCGAUAUCGAUGUUUAAUCCACAGUAGCUCUUAUAUUUAUAUAGCAAAUAUUAUUAUUAUUAUAGAUUUGAAACAAUAUCUAAUCUAGCUUUUAAAACAUCAUUACCACACUAUUAUAGCUCAGAUAUGUCUAAUCUAGUUCUUGUAUCUUUAUUGCAUUAUUAGAGAUCCUAAUAGUGUCCAAUCUAGGUCUCAUCUUCACUGCUGUAUUAUAAAUCUGAUACUGAUGUCUAAUCUAGUGCCUAAUCCAGUUUCCAGCACUCAUAUAUUUGACACUGGUGUCUAAUCUAAUUCCAAUAUCUUUGACUUACUGUACCUCUGAAUUUAGUUCUUAUACCUUUACUGUGUUAUUAUACCUGGUAUUGAUGUCUAAUCUACAGUAAUCAUAUUUAUAUAGCAUUAUUAUAGCUCUGAAACUAAUGUCUAAUCUAGCUCUCAGAACGGAUCCUUGCCAAAUUAUUAUAGCUCUAAUCCUGGUGUCUAAUCUAGGUCUCAUACCUUUACUGCAUUAUUGGAGAUCCUGAUAGUGGUGUCUAAUUUAGGUCUCGUAUCUUCUUAUUAUAAAUCUGAUACUGAUGUCUAAUCUAGCUCUGAUAUCAGUGUCCAAUCCAGUUAUUAUAUCUUUACUCAUUUCACUGCAUAUAUCUGAUACUGGUGUCUAAUCUAGUUCUUGGAUGUUUGU
Messenger RNA from Silurus meridionalis, 2793 nucleotides. Its product is annotated as zinc finger protein 318. The coding region runs from base 214 to 2004 and encodes 596 amino acids. Gene Ontology annotation, cellular component: nucleoplasm. The record is from RefSeq and is a predicted model, not a curated record. NCBI's taxonomy places the organism in Eukaryota, Metazoa, Chordata, Actinopteri, Siluriformes, Siluridae. Gene Ontology annotation, biological process: negative regulation of DNA-templated transcription; positive regulation of DNA-templated transcription. The transcript is spliced from 8 exons.